AGGAGGCGGGAGCGCGCGGUGGGUAGAAGCACAGAGCAAAGCCGCCGGCUGGGGGCUGGAGAGACAGGUCUGUGCGCUGCAAGCAUUCAGCAGGCGGAGUUUCGUGCGCUGAGACCCAGCUGGGUAAGGCCGGUGGCCUCGAGUGUCAAGAGAGAGACAGAACAUAUGAACAUGAAUCAUUGAGCCAUUAUUUUCAUUUCUGGAAGACAGAACCUCUUGAAAGUCUCAAAGUGUCCACUAAACUCCUAAAUUGGACAAUAUCCAUUUACACAAUUGAAUAAGGUGGACAUAGGAACUUAUAUUUCUCAUCUUGGUCCUUAAGCUCUCCAUGAUCUGGUCCAACUUUAAAGGAGCCUGUUAAGAAUCAGCUCUUAGUGAAAAAGCAUUGAGAGAGGAGCCAAGACUCAACUCUACACUAAUUUGACGUUGUGCAAUCAUCUGAUUUCUCUGGAUCUCAGUUGCCUCAUCUGUAAAAAGGAAAUAAAAAUUCUUUACCCGUUUAAAGAUGAAGUGGAGGACCAUACUGCUACAAUAUUGUUUUCUCUUCAUUACAUGUGUACUUACUGCUCUUGAAGCUGUGCCUAUAGACAUAGACAAGACAAAAGUGAAAAAUACUCAGCCUGUGGACAGUGCAAAGAUAGAACCACCAGAUACUGGACUUUAUUAUGAUGAAUACCUCAAGCAAGUGAUCGAUGUGCUGGAAACAGAUAGUCAUUUCAGAGAAAAGCUCCAGAAAGCAGACAUAGAGGAUAUAAAGAGUGGGAGGCUAAGCAAAGAGCUGGAUUUAGUGAGUCACCAUGUGAGGACAAAACUUGAUGAACUGAAAAGGCAAGAAGUGGCAAGGUUGAGAAUGCUGAUUAAAGCGAAAUUGGAUUCCCUUCAAGAUACAGGCAUAGACCACCAUGCUCUUCUAAAACAAUUUGAUCACCUAAAUCACCUGAAUCCUGACAAGUUUGAAUCUACAGAUUUAGAUAUGUUAAUCAAAGCGGCUACAAGUGAUCUGGAACACUAUGAUAAGGCUCGACAUGAAGAAUUUAAAAAAUAUGAAAUGAUGAAGGAACAUGAAAGGAGAGAAUAUUUAAAAACACUAAAUGAAGAAAAGAGAAAAGAAGAAGAAUCUAAAUUUGAAGAAAUGAAGAAAAAGCAUGAAAAUCAUCCCAAAGUUAAUCAUCCAGGAAGCAAAGAUCAACUAAAAGAGGUGUGGGAAGAGGCUGAUGGAUUGGAUCCUAAUGACUUUGACCCCAAGACAUUUUUCAAAUUACAUGAUGUCAAUAGUGAUGGCUUUCUAGAUGAACAAGAAUUAGAAGCCCUAUUUACUAAAGAGUUGGAGAAAGUAUACGACCCCAAAAAUGAAGAGGAUGAUAUGGUAGAAAUGGAGGAAGAAAGGCUUAGAAUGAGGGAACAUGUAAUGAAUGAGGUUGAUACUAACAAAGACCGAUUGGUGACUUUAGAAGAGUUUUUGAAAGCUACAGAAAAAAAGGAAUUCUUGGAGCCGGAUAGCUGGGAGACAUUGGAUCAGCAACAGUUCUUCACAGAAGAAGAACUGAAAGAAUAUGAAAAUCUUAUCUCCGUGCAAGAAAUUGAACUUAAGAAAAAGGCAGAUGAGCUUCAGAAACAGAAAGAAGAGCUGCAACGUCAGCAUGAACAACUUGAGGCUCAGAAGCUGGAAUAUCAUCAGGUCGUACAGCAGAUGGAACAAAAAAAAUUACAAGGAAUUUCCCCAUCAGUGCCUGGUGGAGAAUCAAAGAUCCAGUCACACAUUUAAAGUCCGAAGUCCACCAGAACUUGGAAGAAAGCUCUUAAGUCAUCAUCUGUGUCAUCUUUUUACCUCCCUUCCUUUUUCUCUGCCCAAUAAAUAUUUUAAAGCAUA
This is a messenger RNA of Camelus dromedarius (Arabian camel), 1870 nucleotides long. RefSeq names its product nucleobindin 2 (gene NUCB2). The transcript has 16 exons. Bases 506 to 1765 code for a protein of 419 amino acids. Gene Ontology annotation, cellular component: extracellular exosome; endoplasmic reticulum-Golgi intermediate compartment. Gene Ontology annotation, molecular function: calcium ion binding. The record is from RefSeq and is a predicted model, not a curated record. Lineage: Eukaryota; Metazoa; Chordata; Mammalia; Artiodactyla; Camelidae.